Messenger RNA from Nematocida homosporus, 1221 nucleotides. RefSeq names its product pescadillo. The transcript has a single exon. The record is from RefSeq and is a predicted model, not a curated record. The coding region runs from base 1 to 1221 and encodes 406 amino acids. Gene Ontology annotation, molecular function: RNA binding. NCBI's taxonomy places the organism in Eukaryota, Fungi, Microsporidia. Gene Ontology annotation, biological process: maturation of LSU-rRNA from tricistronic rRNA transcript (SSU-rRNA, 5.8S rRNA, LSU-rRNA); ribosome biogenesis. Gene Ontology annotation, cellular component: PeBoW complex; nucleolus.
AUGAGUCGUCCAUAUACUAAUAUAAUAGUUAAACGAAGUCAUGUGACUAGAGAUGAAGCUUUAAUCUGCUUAAAUACUACUUCUGAAGAGUUUGACCGUCUUUGCAUUCUUACUAAUACUCAUCCUUUUGUGCCGUCUAAAGAUAAACUGACCAAUCGUAGUACACGUAUUCAAUACCGAUUAACAGAUAUCCAUCGCAUACGUGAAUCAGAACCGUACAAGAAAGCCCAUCUGAAAAUCGAAAAUGAACGUAAGAGAGAGGUUUAUAAAUCUUCUGGCCGUUCCCAUCGUAUUAAAGAGUUGGCCGAUGAUCGCAUGGACUACGGUCGUAUUCUUUUAGAGAAGUAUCCUUCUUUUGAUGAUAUCUAUGAAGAUUUGGGAGAAACAUUAACUAGUUUAAUUGUUAGUGAGCGUGUUCUAGUACAUACACGACUGCCUAACUUGAAAUUAGAACAGAACAUUCUGGCUAAGACACAGAAAGAACUGACUCUUUUCUAUCUCUAUAUUUAUCUAUUACGGCCCAAUUUCAAAACAUUCCUAACUCCAUCUGGUGCUUUUUAUUCUAUCUACAUUCAAGAGUACGAAGUCUUCUGGAAAGAAGCCUUCCCUCUGGUUGAUGAAGAGGAUGCUUUAGGAAUUGAUACUAAAAUCCUCUACUACCACAUGGAGUACAAUGCCUAUUUACUAGAAAAGGUAAACUUCCGGCUUUUCAACCAGUUAUCACCAGCUCUUCUUCCUUGUUUACGCGAGUUUAGAGCUGCUCCUAGUUCGGGACAUUUCAAGGCCGCUGAUAUCUUGGGUCUAAUUAAUCGGGUCAAGGAAGUACCAGAAUACCAGGCCUUGCACAUAGCCACUGGAAUCUUUAAAGACAUGUCUUUCUAUCUGGGUGAGAGUUGCCAGGCAAUUGCCCUUUCAUUAGUAUUUCUGGUAGUGGCUACGGGUGGUACUAUAACAGAAGACCCGAGUAAUUGUUCCAUGUAUCUUUGCACGGUACCUCCAGCUGAUUUCCAGGCAUCCAUUCCAUACGCUCAUCCACAAAUUAUCUAUGAUAGUAUCAACCGCCAGGCACCUCAAGACAUUGCUGCAUACCGACCGGGAACAGAAAUCCCUGAUCACGUCUCUCCCUUCCAGUCUUCAUUACAGCAAGGCGAGUUAGAUCUUAUCAACACUACUCAACGUCGUAAAGACAAAAUCAACGACCUUCUCCUCCAUCGCAAAUAA